Messenger RNA from Symbiodinium pilosum, 354 nucleotides. The record is from the annotation of a GenBank genome assembly. NCBI's taxonomy places the organism in Eukaryota, Dinophyceae, Suessiales, Symbiodiniaceae.
GAAUGCAGGCGUAGUGACGAGCUGCUCCAAGCUGUGCAGCCACCUGCCUGGCAAGGCAGAGCAGACGGCCUGCAACCUCGCCUGCGACUUGGCUGGGAUCAAGGAAUUCGUGCACAUCCUCAACCACACGGACUUGGAUCCGAUCUACCUGUGCGAGUUGCUCAUGAUGUGCCAUGCUGGCCCUGACGAUGCAGCGGCCAACAUUCUUGAUGCCAAGGCUUCGCCCGCUGCGAUCUCCAAGGGCGACACCGUGCAGUUGCUGGCAGACAUUAACGUGACCAAGGCGCAGCUUGGACUGAUUUUGGCAUGCGUUCAAAGUUUCAUGGUGCGUCCUGCCUUCACUGAAGACGGAAA